This is a messenger RNA of Paramecium octaurelia, 597 nucleotides long. NCBI's taxonomy places the organism in Eukaryota, Ciliophora, Oligohymenophorea, Peniculida, Parameciidae. The record is from the annotation of a GenBank genome assembly.
AUGAAUUAAAACACUUAAGCAACAGAGCAAUUAGUUCAUGCUGGAAAGUGGUUACACUUCAAACUUCUACUAUUUAAAAUUAAAGAGAGGUAAAAGGUCUAUGAAUACACCGAGAAACCACCAGGUUAUAGAGGAGGUGUUCGAGUAAUACCAAUAGUGAACUACAAGAAUAAACCAAAUACAAUAAUCAUAGUUGCCAAUUUCAGACCUCCUAUUCGUAAAUAUUGUUUAGAAUUUCCUGGAGGAUUAAUAGACAAGGAAGGAGAUUAUUAUGAAAAUGGAAUUCGGGAGUUAAAAGAAGAAACAGGUUAUAUCGCCACAUUAAACAAUAAUCAGCAUAAAGAUGUUAUUACGAGAACAGAUCCUUGGAAAUCAAAUGAAUAUUGUUACAAUUAUCUGGUUGAUAUUGACGGUGAUUCUGAACUUUCUUAAAACCCUUAAUAACAUUUAGAAUUUGAUGAAAAUAUUGUUGUGUAUGAAUUAACAAUGGGCAAAAAGUUGGCUGAAGAGUUGAUACAAUUAUAGAAGGAGAAAGAUUACGAUAUUUCGGGGUAGGUCUGGCUAUUUGCAUUAGGAUUAUAAUUUACAAAUUUGUGA